AUGGCUGGCUCAAUCUCGGAUGACGACUUCAAUGAAGAGAACUUCAUCGUCGACAUCGAUACCAUCCAGUCUCACGGCAUCGGCGCAGCAGACAUCACAAAGCUCAAGGCAAAUGGCUACUACACAGUCGCCUCCGUUCACGGCGCCACGCGCAGAACACUCCUGAAGAUCAAAGGCUUCAGCGAGAUCAAGGUGGAAAAGGUCAAGGAGGCCAUCCAGAAGUGCCUACCUUCCGCAUCAGGCUUCAUCACGGCAAUGGAACUCUUCCACCAACGCAGAAAAGUCGUCAAAAUUUCCACAGGAAGCAAGCAAUUCGACGCCAUCCUAGGCGGGUACGUUCCCACUCCACCGUCUCCAUCUCACCCUCCGCUCAUUCUUUUCAGAGGCUUCCAGAGCAUGAGCAUCAGUGAAGUCUUCGGUGAAUUCCGGUGUGGCAAAACCCAGCUCUCGCACACAAUGUCCGUGAUCGCACAACUUCCCAAGUCCCUCGGCGGUGCCGACGGCAAAGUCGCCUACAUCGAUACAGAGGGAACCUUCCGGCCGGAGCGCAUUGCGCAGAUUGCUGAACGAUUUGGUAUGGAUCCGGAUACUGCGCAGGAGAAUAUUGCGUAUGCCCGGGCUCUGAAUAGUGAACACCAGCUUGAACUUCUAAAUACGCUUAGCUGUGAGUUUGCGGGCGGCGAAUUUCGAUUGCUCGUUAUUGAUAGUAUUAUGAAUUGUUUUCGCGUGGAUUACUGUGGGCGCGGGGAGUUGGCUGAGCGGCAGCAGAAGUUGAAUCAGUUUCUUAUGAAGCUGGCGCAUAUGGCUGAGGAGUUCAACGUCUGUGUACUCAUGACAAACCAGGUCCAGAGUGACCCCGGUGCGAGCGCGCUCUUCGCCGGGGCUGAUGGUCGCAAGCCUGUUGGUGGUCAUGUCCUUGCACAUGCGUCGACUACUCGAGUACUCCUUCGCAAAGGUCGUGGUGAGGAGCGAGUGGCAAAGAUUCAGGAUUCACCUGACUGCCCCGAGAAAGAGGCGACUUAUAUCAUUACGAAUGGAGGCAUCAAUGAUCCUGACAAGAUCUAG
Messenger RNA from Penicillium argentinense, 1065 nucleotides. RefSeq names its product recombinase DMC1. The coding region runs from base 1 to 1065 and encodes 354 amino acids. The transcript is spliced from 7 exons. NCBI's taxonomy places the organism in Eukaryota, Fungi, Ascomycota, Eurotiomycetes, Eurotiales, Aspergillaceae. Gene Ontology annotation, cellular component: condensed nuclear chromosome. Gene Ontology annotation, molecular function: DNA strand exchange activity; single-stranded DNA binding; ATP hydrolysis activity. The record is from RefSeq and is a predicted model, not a curated record. Gene Ontology annotation, biological process: DNA recombinase assembly; DNA strand invasion; chromosome organization involved in meiotic cell cycle.